Molecule: messenger RNA, 506 nt
Organism: Sorex fumeus (smoky shrew)
Lineage: Eukaryota; Metazoa; Chordata; Mammalia; Eulipotyphla; Soricidae
Gene: IL15RA
Product: interleukin 15 receptor subunit alpha
Exons: 4
Coding region: 18-506 (162 amino acids)
Biological process (GO): interleukin-15-mediated signaling pathway
Cellular component (GO): plasma membrane
Molecular function (GO): interleukin-15 receptor activity
Source: RefSeq, a predicted model, not a curated record
CGCGUCCCAGGUGGGCCAUGGGCCCCGCGGGGCUCCGGGUGGACGCGCGUCGCGGGCUGCCGCUGCCGCUGCCGCCGCUGCUGCCGCCGCUGCUGCUGCUGCUGCUGCUGCUCCCGCCGCCGGCGCCGGGUGUCACCUGCCCCCCGCCCUCUGCCAUCGAACAUGCGGACAUCCAGGUCAGGAGUCACCGCCAAGGCUCCAGGGAGAGGUACGCGUGUUACUCGGGCUUCAAGCGCAAAGCCGGGACGUCCAGCCUGACCGAGUGCGUGUACAACGAGACCACACGCACUGCCCGCUGGACCAGGCCCACGCUCCAGUGCAUCCGCGACCCCUCCCUGGCUCCACGCCAGCCGCCCUCCACCUCCACGGCAGCACCGGCUGCGGUGACCGCCGAGCUGCAGAGCCCCUCCCCCACUGGGAAAGGCACCUUCACCCACCAGCGACAGUCGGCCUGGAUCAGGGCCAGGCCGGACCUAGCCAUCGGCUCCGCUGACAUCAGAGGUUGA